This is a messenger RNA of Cercocebus atys (sooty mangabey), 1628 nucleotides long. RefSeq lists its product as uncharacterized. Gene Ontology annotation, biological process: Golgi organization; spindle assembly. The annotation marks the transcript as partial. NCBI's taxonomy places the organism in Eukaryota, Metazoa, Chordata, Mammalia, Primates, Cercopithecidae. Gene Ontology annotation, cellular component: Golgi cisterna membrane; cis-Golgi network; Golgi apparatus. The transcript is spliced from 9 exons. The record is from RefSeq and is a predicted model, not a curated record.
GAUGUGAGCUCAGACUUGCUUCUGUUCGCCCCCAAGGGCUUGACCGCUGCAGCUUGGGCAUGGCCUUGGACAUCACUGAAAACUUGUCCUCGUGCUCCUCGGGUUCCAAAGAGUCGGCGUAUUUCUUCAUGCCUCGCCUCCCAAAUCGGUGCGCAGAUGUGGGGCCCUUGGUACGCCUCCUGGGCUCUCAGUUUGCACAGCCCGGGGCCUGCACAAAUUUCCAGUUGGAAGGGGAAUGGGCACUAUGGGACCCAGGAGCAAGAGGUUUCAGGCUGCCUUACUCCCUUCACAUAGACAAUGACAGUGGGAAAAGCCUGCACUUCCCCCGUGUGCUCAAAACGUUGACAGUAUCUCUGGGUGGCCAUGGGAGAACGGAUGGCCCACCAAAAGUUGCAGGAGACCUCGGGGAGGGAGUUGCUGAGGACAGGGCCCUGAGAGGGACAACCUGGCAACCUCCGUGCCCUCUCACCCUCUUUCCUGGCCUCUUAGGAGCACCUGGAAGCUACCAGCCAGCAGAAACAGCAGCUAAAGCCCAGUUGAGCCUCACGGCUCUCCCUGGGGAAGAGGAGCUGGAGGAGGACAUCUGGACAGUGAGGAGGGGGAGGCACCUCAGCCCAUGCCAAACAUCCCAGGGGACCUGCAGAACCUGGAGGCCAGAGCAACUUUAUGGAGGACAACGUGGACCUGAGGAAGCCGGUGGAGAAACUAGAGCUUCCAUUCAUCCACCUCUCGGGACAGACACCAUAAGAAACUACAUCAGCCAGGGGGCAGUGCCAAAAUGCGGCACUGGGAGAGGAGGAUAUCAUCAGGCUGGCCCAGGACCAGGAGAUGCAAGUAGGGUGAACCUGCUGGAGCUGCAGGAACAGGUGUUGCGGCUUGUGGGUGACCACAACGAGGGGCAUGACAAAUUCCUGACCACUGCCCAGAGUCCUGGUGAUCAGGCCGCUCUAGGAGCCCCAAUCCCCCAGGAGCUUGGGUGUGCUGACAAGCAGGGUGAUCCCCUCCUCCCUCUGUCUGAAGAUCUUCGUGGCUGAGCCUCACUGACAGCGUGGAGCCUGCACCAGGAGAGGCCAGAGAGGGUUCUCCCCACAACAACCCCACUGCACAGCAGAUUGUGCAGCUGCUUCCUCUGACGCAGGACUCUCCAGGAGCACCGAGGCUUGUACAGCAAUCCCUGCAUGCUAUUCUUUUCGGGCUGCCAAGAACAGGGAGCUAAACCAUCACUAUCAUCUCAGAGCUGGUCAAGAAAAAAAAAAAUUUAAAAACCUAAGGGGUUAAUCUCCUACACAAUUCAUUUACUUCAUUUGAAUGUUAGAGCCACUCACGUUUAUUUGUGUUUUCCUAAUUUAUAGUUUAAAUUUAUUUGUAAAAAGUUAAAGGAGAGUGGGUCUUUCCCUCAUGUUCACUGUGACAUCCUUUAGCACCUUUUUUUAAUUUGAUAACUGUAGGUCAUUAGCAUGCAUAUCGAGUUUGCCCUUAGGUGGUGGGAGUUCAAACACGCAAAGACCCACUAUAUGCACAAAACUGUUCUUGCUGGUUUGGAAUAGGCUGCCAUGCUUUUUUAAUGUUAUCGCAGCAUGUAUGUUCAUUACGGAAUUCGAAUAAAAUUUGCCUAUGUUCUGCUAUUA